AUGCACUUGACAGUGGAUUGGGGCAGAAGAGUAAGAUACUAAAAUUAUGUUAACGUCUUUUGUUAUACUGUGUACGACGUGUUAGUGCAUUUUGCCUUGCGAGGAAAAAGUGUACACAUUUCAAACCCCACGUGCGUGACGUAGCAACAUUUUCCAGCACUGCAAAAGAUUGGCACUGAAUCGCAAUAUCUACAUGUGACGCUAAAUUCCGCCGAAAUUUUAUUACAAGAUGCUAAUUGUAACAAUACAUAUGGAGAAUGUCAGAAAUUUUGUAAUCAAGGUACGAGCUUUCUUUUCCCAUCACUUGUCCACGGCAUCGCCUUUGGAGACCCAAUAUGUAGGUCUACUAAAUGUGAUGUUUUUAGCAGAGUUUUGCCACCUCUAUUGUAAUCCGAUAUGUUGCACAAGCGAAGAGCAACGGACAAAAUUUUGCGAUGAUGUCGAUUACCGAGCCUACACGGGCAACUCGACAAAAUUUCGAAUAACUGGUCCAUAUAUCACACAUACCAUCGGGAAUGGAGUAGGGAUUUGGGCUGAAGACGAGCUGUGGCUUUACGACAGCAGAAAUAAGAGGUUUAAUGUUGGGACGGUACCGUUUGCGCUUCAGGUCGUAAGGAAAGCAUAUUCUGCGCAUGCAACUAAGUAAGUGUAAGCUCCACCGAGCAAUGGUUAUUGGGCAGAAAAACUGGGUAGGAGAUUCUGCGGUUUCAGGGGGAAAAUGAAUCUCCAAAUUCAGCCGAAAAAUAAAGAAGUUCUUAAUUCAAACCGGGCCACAAAGAUAUCGCUCUGUAGUAGGACCAAAGGUUUCAAAAGUUUUGUUUCUCUGUAUUUUUUCAAAAGAUCUAUCAAUCUUUCAGCGAGGCACACUUUGGGCUCGGAAGGCAAUCAAAAAACCAUAGUAUCGUCCACAUUCUGCAUCGACGCAAGUUCAUAGACAACACCAUUGUCACAAUCGCUAGCCGUGGCUACUAUGCUAGGUAUUACAUCCUGGGAGAGUUCAACGAAAAAUACUGCGGAAGAGACAGGCAGACAGUGAACGUCGUCGGCGAUCUUCAAUGGAUGUUCGAUGCGAAACAAGCAGCGUUUCUGAACCACAAAACAGCUGAACACGAAUUUCGAAUGCUCCUGGAGACCGACAGUAUGACACGGAUGCCCCGAGAGGUUCUGCAUUCGUUUCUGGAAUCGGGAGUAGCUACCUUUGACUAUACACACAAAUAUUCCAACCGACAAAACUUCAUCCGUCUCGAGCCAGCGCAUCAGAACGACACAUUUGAAUUCUUUUUCAAACUCAACAAAGACCUUGUUUUGUACUCCGACCUGGAAUCCACUGACAUCUCAAAGUUGUAUUUUCCAAACGAAAAUACUGCGAUAUUAGAAGUCGCUGCACUGGAUCCAAACCCGGACCGGGUGGAGUGGGUUGUUGGCAGGGUUGUCUUAAUGAAAUACUGCGCCUUCCUUGACUACAGCCAAAACACGAUCGCUUUUUCACCGUUAAUACCUCCACAUUUGAGACCAAAUGGGGACAUAGAUCAACGGAAGAGCAGGCUCAAGUUGGAGCACUAG
Messenger RNA from Bursaphelenchus xylophilus (pine wood nematode), 1563 nucleotides. NCBI's taxonomy places the organism in Eukaryota, Metazoa, Nematoda, Chromadorea, Rhabditida, Aphelenchoididae. The record is from the annotation of a GenBank genome assembly.